Molecule: messenger RNA, 669 nt
Organism: Naegleria fowleri
Lineage: Eukaryota; Heterolobosea; Eutetramitea; Acrasida; Naegleriidae
Exons: 2
Coding region: 1-669 (222 amino acids)
Cellular component (GO): extracellular region
Source: RefSeq, a predicted model, not a curated record
AUGCUCAACACACGUCUCAUUCUCAUAUUCACAUUAUGGGUCUCGGUCGUCAUGAAUGUCUUCUUUUUGGCAUCUAACGCCACAUGUCAAUCUAUUAACGCAUUCUCGUCCUCUGAGAAGAAAGCCAUUGUGGAUGCUCAUAAUGCUAUUCGGUUUGAUCCUACCUUAUCUCCUCCAGCAGCAAAUAUGCAAACUAUGGUGUGGGAUGACUCCUUGGCGACUGUUGCAGCAAAUUAUGUCAGUCAAUGUGUGUUUGAUCACAACGCAUACAGAGGUUCAAAUGUUGGUGAGAAUAUCUAUAUGGGUUAUUCUCAAACAAUUGGUACGGCAGCUGUGAAUAGUUGGGCCUCUGAAAAACAAUAUUAUAAUUUUAAUUCGGGUUGUCAAAGCGGGAAAAUAUGUGGCCAUUACACACAACUCAUUUGGGCCUCCUCAGUGAAGGUAGGAUGUGCCCGAAAAACAUGCUCCACAGUUUAUGAAAAUCCAGAUUUUAAUGGAGCCACCAUUGUCGUUUGUGACUAUUCACCUGCUGGAAAUGAUAUUGGACAAAAGCCUUAUGUGGCAGGUACGACAAAUAAUAACAGAGCCAAUGACGCGUAUUCUUCAAAGGUUGUGAAUUUUCAGAAUUUGUUGAGUGUCAUCAUGUUCAUUGUUGUUGUGAUGUGGUGA